This is a messenger RNA of Racocetra persica, 266 nucleotides long. Lineage: Eukaryota; Fungi; Glomeromycota; Glomeromycetes; Diversisporales; Gigasporaceae. The record is from the annotation of a GenBank genome assembly.
AUGCUAAUACAAAUUAAUCCUUAUGUACAUUCACUACAAAUACUUAAAGAUAAUCCUUCAGAUACUGCAUUUUUAGAACUUCAAGAAAAUACCUCAACUGGAGAAAUAGCUGCUAUUAUGCAUGCUAAUAAUAUUAUAAGUAUACAACCACGAAGCAUUAUUAUCUGGCAUUAUUCAAAUUUGAUACCCAAAUUUGUGAAUAUUCUUAGUUCACAAUAUGAACCACUACAAUACCCAUUACUCUUUUCUCAUGGAACACUGGGAUG